Molecule: messenger RNA, 361 nt
Organism: Prorocentrum cordatum
Lineage: Eukaryota; Dinophyceae; Prorocentrales; Prorocentraceae
Source: the annotation of a GenBank genome assembly
AAGAACCUCGUGGCGAGGUUCGACGAUUUCGAGUGGGAGGUCCCAGUGGCGCCAGCGGAGCACCACGACGCCGAGCAGGCCGCCACACACGAGGCGCUCUACAGCGCACAAGGCCCGCACGGCGCGAUCUGCCUGCGCUGGGUCAACCGUGCGGGCGCCCCUCGCAUCCUGCGCGUGACGGAGACCAGGGAGCGGCAGGGCCAGUUGAUGCAGAUGGGCGGCUGGGCGCCCGAGCACGAGAGCGCUGCAGUCGCGUGGCUCAUCGAGCAGCUCAAGGCGUAUGCGGCUGGGCGCACGACGAAGCCAGACAUGGAGAUCGCAAAGAAGGGGUGGCUGGCGAGCCACAGCGCGAGCGGCGUUG